Molecule: messenger RNA, 3107 nt
Organism: Pecten maximus
Lineage: Eukaryota; Metazoa; Mollusca; Bivalvia; Pectinida; Pectinidae
Product: RPA-related protein RADX-like
Exons: 14
Coding region: 9-2417 (802 amino acids)
Biological process (GO): regulation of DNA repair
Cellular component (GO): replication fork
Molecular function (GO): single-stranded DNA binding
Source: RefSeq, a predicted model, not a curated record
CGAUUCUAAUGGCGGAAAAAUCGAACUGCGACUCCCUUACCGAUCUGAAAAAAUGUAUAAAACGAGCAGAUCUUCACCAAGAAGAUUUGAUCGCAGGGCCCUUUUUGGUUUUGAAAAUAGAUCGCUACUUAACAGAUCCACAGCACACUUCUCAGACUGGCCUGGCUACUGAGUACAUUGAUGUGUACCAGUUGACUGUUGCAGACCACAUGCAUAAACUCAAAGUGGUGCUGCAUCCAAAGAUAUCAACAGAUAUUCAAAACAGACAGUUGAGAGAGGGCUGCUCGGUAAUGUUUAUGAAAUGUACCCUACGUUAUGAUGAGACCAACUUGUCAGGAAGCAGUAUCACUGUAGUGGACACCAUCAAGAUAGAACCGAAGCCAUGCUUGUUGUUUUUACCACCAGACAUGUCCAACUUAAGCUGGUGUCCUAACUGCGGUACCAAAGAGAGCAAUGAUCUUCCCCUCACUUCCUCUCGGGGCUAUUAUCUUGAUCUUUGGUCGAGUAUAGAGAUGACAGGCCCACAAUGGAAGCUACCAAGCACAGAUCAAGAAUCCAAAAGUGUUGGAACUGUGACAGAACAGGAUAUCUACAAAGUCAAAGAGAUUGCCAAGAAGUGGACAGACCUAAAAACCAUCAGCCCAUAUAUGAUUGUCAGGGUGGUAGGAAAAUGUCGACUACUCCACUACGCUAAGCCAUCCAAGUCAGAGAAGUGGCCUUUUCAGGCCCAUUUUAGUGUUUGUGACAAGACUGGGGUCUGUAAUAUGGUUUUAUGGAAUGCUCUAUGUAAAGACUAUUACCAAAGGUUACAGGAAGGCAGCGUGAUCCUGAUCAGGAGAUUCACUGUAAAGAAGAGCUAUUACAGUAGUGGCCGAGAGAUCCAGGCACCUAGAAACUUAGAGUACUACGACAUUGACAUCAACAUGAACCCACAUCAUCCUCAAAGUGAAAUACACAUCCUGUCAUUGUCAGCUGUACCUAAAAACAUUCGUCUCCCAGACCUGGAGUAUAACUUUGUCACUCGCCAACAGCUAGGGUCCAUGCCUGACAACUACAUCUGUGAUAUUGUUGGUUGUGUGACAUAUGUUGGACGCUAUGAACGGGACCCUAUAACAAAUAAAGCAGGCCUGGACAGCGGAGGGUUUUGGGUACGGCGUUGGUUACACCUGCGGGAUGCAUCCAGUAAAAAGUCAUUUAUAGUAGAAAUGUUCAGAGCAGCAGAGUCAUUGAUUGGUCCUCAAGUUAAACCCGGUGUUGUCCUGGUCUGUCGACAUAUGAGGGUGAUUAAUAACACAUCUUACCUGACUGGAUCUACUUGUCAACGACAGGUGUAUGUCACCUCAACCAUCAACACACAGUUGAGUCUACAGGUGUGUAGUGACAAUAGACCAGAGCCUGCUGUUACAGAUAUUCUAUCCUGGUCACAGUCACGCGAGGGCAAGCAGGAGGUAGAACACUCCAUGGUAGAAGGAUACUUUUCCUACCCAUGUCUUCCCCAGGGACUGGCUGCCUUCCAGGACAUGUACUCUGAUCUCAAGAUAGUUCCUAGUGAUGAUUGGAAGAGAGAAUUGACAGCCCUUACUUAUAGACAACACAAGCGUCUGUUUGUACAGGCAGUGAUGGUCUCGGCUAAACUGAUACACUCUCCAACGGUCAGCCAUGUGGCACCAGAAACACACAGAUGGAAAUUAAGGGGGAAAAUUAAAUCCAAGACAAAAAAGACACCAUCUUGUGAAGCAGAAGUUGUGGUUGUGGACGCAGAGACUCAUGCCCUUGCUGACCAGAUGGAAGUUUUAGGGAUAGUGGAGCCUCACCAGUUAGUACACACCUUUCCCCUGCCUUACAGCUCUGCCCACUGGUCCAAGCUCAGGCAGCAACUCAUAUUCCCCUCGGGAGAGCUCUCAACAGAGAGAUAUCAAAGCUCCAAUACAGCAGGACAUAGCACCAAUACAGCAGGACAUAGCACCAAUACAGCAGGACAUAGCACCGAUACAGCAGGACAUAGCACCAAUACAGCAGGACAUGGUACCCAUACAACAGCACAUAACUCCGACACAGCAGGAUACACAUCAGAUGGUACAGGGCAUUCUUCAGACCCAGCAAGGUUGGACAGAGAUAUCCUUGGAUGUUUUAUCUUGACAUGGACAGGAUUAAACUCUCACGUUUUGUUAAACACUAUCUGGAGGCCUACAGCUGAGAAUUGUGGGAGUGAACGAACUAUGUCAGAAUUGUUGUGCGUGUCUCAUCCUUCUAUCGACUGGCUGUCCUACCCAUAUAGACACCCGUCGGACUUCCCAACAAUACUCCAGUCAGCUACACAGUGUGUUGGACAAAGAUACCUACUGGUACUAGACUGCUACCGGCAUUCCCUCGAAGAGAAUCAGGAACUGGUCUUAAAGCAUGCUUACAGAGUAUAAUCAGUCCACCAUAGCUGUUGUACAUAAAACAGUGUGUUAAUUCUGUACAAAUCAUAGUUAUAACUUAUCCAUUCUAUGCAAACCUUAAUAAUAACUUAAAACAGCAUUCUUUUUUCUUUUUUUUUUGCUGAGUUUUUUCUUCUUAUUUUUCAAUUUGCUAUUUCACGACAAAAUUACCAUUUUGUGUGCUUAGAAAUGGACUCUACACUUAGUCUAUCAUAUAACAUCCCUUUACAAUGCUUUGUUAUAAGGGUAUAGCUCAGAAUUCAAACAACACUUCAUUAUCUUUUAACUGUAUUUUUUAAGAAAUACUUCUUUUUCACCAAUAAUAUCACAGACUUCCCACAACACAUUUAACUAACUGAUAUAUCAUGGGCAUAUUAUUCUCUGCAAAGCGGGGGUCCUUUCUACAUUCAUUUCAGUAGUUAACCAGCGGUCAAUUCAAAUAACGACAUUAAGAUAUCUGAGAAAAGUCCAGGUAAAUGCACAUUAAGUUAUGGCUAUACUUAGGCUGGACUUUCUUCUCCAAUGUUUAACUCCGGGCAGCAUUGUACUGACAAUAACAAUAAAGAGAAUAAUUUUGGUAAUUGAAUUUAUUCAUAUUUUAUGAACGAAUUCUAAAUUUUGAGAACAAUUUGUAAUUAUCAAUCUAUCUCUUUCAUCCGUUUUUUUUUUUUUUUUUUUUAGAAU